Spodoptera frugiperda (fall armyworm) is the source of this 3685-nucleotide messenger RNA. RefSeq names its product spermatogenesis-associated protein 20. The record is from RefSeq and is a predicted model, not a curated record. Gene Ontology annotation, biological process: carbohydrate metabolic process. NCBI's taxonomy places the organism in Eukaryota, Metazoa, Arthropoda, Insecta, Lepidoptera, Noctuidae. The transcript has 6 exons. The coding region runs from base 101 to 2611 and encodes 836 amino acids.
UCUAAAUGUCACAAUAUUUGGGUUCGUCGUGGAAAGCGUAGUGCAGUGAAAAGAAAAUUAUGUAAGAAAAACAAAAAUAAACCGAAAUUCCAAGUUGUGAAUGCAAUUUAUCGCAAAACGUUAUAUUAUUAUGCCUACUGGGCGUGCUGUCCUGCUGUUGCGGCGUCUUUCGACGGGUGAUAAUAGGUUCAAAAGUCUUAAUUUGAAUCAAAAUAGUGCGAAGGAGCCGUUGGUUGGAAACCCGGUGUGCACUCACCGAGAUUUGGUCUUGCCAAAAAGGUUGUCGACAUUCGGACCAAAUAAUAUUGCUGUUCCACAACUAACAAGGAGUUUCAGUGACAAUAAAAUAAUAAUGGCGUCAUCUAAUGCGGAAAUUCCGCCUACAGAACAACCAAAGCAUACUAAUCGUUUAAUUUCGGAAAAGUCUCCUUAUCUCCUCCAGCAUGCUCACAAUCCUGUUCAAUGGUACCCAUGGUGCCAGGAAGCUAUUGAUAAAGCCAAAAAAGAAAACAAGCUUAUAUUCCUAUCUGUAGGAUAUUCUACUUGCCACUGGUGCCACGUCAUGGAGAAAGAAUCUUUUGAAAAUGAGGAUGUAGCAAAGGUAAUGAAUGAGCACUUCAUAAACAUUAAAGUAGAUCGUGAAGAAAGACCUGACAUUGACCGCGUCUACAUGUUGUUCAUACUGGCGACGAGCGGCGGCGGUGGGUGGCCGAUGUCUGUCUUCCUUACUCCAGAAUUACGCCCCGUCACUGGAGGCACAUACUUCCCUCCUGAAGACCGAUGGGGCAGACCAGGUUUCAAAACAAUUCUUCUAUCAUUGGCCAAUAAAUGGAAAGAAAAUCAGGAACAAUUCAUGGAAGCGAGUCUCAACAUCAUGCAAGCACUGCAAAAAAUAUCUUUAGUAGACUCUGAAAGUUCUAAUAAUUCUAUUCCUGGAGAGGCAACUUGGGAAAAGUGUGUUCGCAGGUACAUCAAUAAUUAUUAUGAACCAGAAUUCGGCGGGUUUGGAUCAGCACCGAAGUUUCCACAAGCUUCCAUUUUCAAUUUUUUGUUCCACUAUUAUGCACGUGACAAAAACAAUGCUGAGGGUAAAAAGUGCUUGGAUAUGUGCUUGUACACUUUAACUAAAAUUGCAAAGGGUGGUAUUCACGACCACAUAUCUAGUGGGUUUGCCAGAUACUCAGUUGAUAAUGAUUGGCACGUGCCUCAUUUCGAAAAGAUGCUUUAUGAUCAGGCGCAGCUGACGGUUGCUUACACAGACGCUUACCUCGCCACAAAAGAUGAUUUUUUCGCUGAUGUUGUGCGAGAUAUCAUAAAAUAUGUAAACAGAGAUCUGAGGCACCCAUCAGGUGGAUAUUACAGUGCUGAAGAUGCUGACUCUUACCCUGAAGUAGGAGCUCCUCAUAAGAAAGAAGGAGCAUUUUGCACUUGGCAGUAUAAGGAGCUGAAAUCUCUACUCGAACAUAAGAAAGUGAAUGAUUCACUUACAUACUUAGAUGUGUUCUGCGACUACUUUAGUGUAGAAGCUGAUGGAAAUGUUUCUCCUGGAAGUGAUCCCCAUGGUGAACUUACCAACCAGAAUGUAUUGAUUAUUUAUGGCAGUAAGCAAGAGACGGCAGAGAAGUUUAAACUGUCUAUGGAACAGUUUGAUCAAGUUAUAAAUGAUUGUGUUCAGAUAUUGUAUGAAGCCCGUCAAAAGAGGCCCCGUCCACAUUUAGACACCAAAAUGCUGUGUUCUUGGAAUGGUCUGAUGAUAGCUGGUUUAGCGCAAGCUGGCCAGGGCCUAGGAGAGAAACAAUUCGUGGAGGAUGCAAUCAAAACAGCGGAAUUCAUUCGAACACAUUUGUACGACGAGACAAAUAAGAUUUUAUUACAUUCUUGCUAUAGAGCUGAAGAUGGAACAAUCGCUCAAACUGAGGAACCAAUAAAGGGAUUCUUGGACGACUACGCUUUCUUGAUCAAGGGUCUGUUGGACUUGUAUGAAGCGUCAUUGGACUACCGUUGGCUGAAGUGGGCGCGCGACUUGCAACAGAAACAGAACGAGCUGUUCUGGGACCCUGUCAAUGGUGGCUACUACACCUGUUCUAUGGAUGACGCUAGUGUGGUGUUACGGCUUAAAGAGGAUCAAGAUGGCGCUGAACCCUCAGGCAACAGCGUGGCCUGUCACAACUUGCAACGUUUGGCAGCCUAUGCAGACAAGAGCGCGGCUCCCGAGGGCGGCGAUGGCGAGAGAGAGAUGGCCAUGAAACUGCUCAAAGCAUUCUCCAAGAGACUCAAUGAUGCUCCCACUUCUCUGCCAGAGAUGAUGUCUGCCCUCAUGUUCUAUAACGACUCUCCUACUCAGGUGCUGAUAGCGGGCGGGUGCUCGGACCCGCGCACGCUGGAGCUGGUCCGCGUGGUGCGGUCGCGGCUGCUGCCGGGCCGCGUGCUGGCCGUGGCCGACCCCGCCGCGGAGUCCCCCGCCGUGCUGAGCCGCAUCAGGUCCGUAGGUGACGUCCCGACGGCGUACGUGUGCCGUCGCUACGCGUGCUCCCUGCCCGUCACCGACGUGAAGCAGCUCGAGAACUUGCUCGACGAGGCGCCCGCCGCGCCCUCUCUCAACACUAAAUGAACUACAUGGAAAAUUGUUUUGUUUUGCAUAAUAUACCCAGUUGCUAUACUACUCAUUAACUACGCAGUCACUUCCUUUGCUAAAUAAUAAUUUGGCUAUUACUUACUAGAAAAAAUAGCUUUUAAGCUUGUGUGAGGUCAACCAAAUCUACACAUUUUUGAAUGAAACUUACACUUAAGACGUCAGAUCGAUUGCCAGUCGAUAGAAUUUACUAAGAGCUCUGGGCAUGUUUCAUCAAGCACAGUAACUGGGUAGACUAAGAAUACGAAUGGGUAUAUUAUGAAAACAAAAAUCUAUGGACAGCUUUAAAUCGGGAAGUGAUAAUCCAAUGGAAUGGUUUUAGUGUUACUCUUCUACUUACAAAGUCAUAAGUGAUUCUAAAAUUACAAUCUCAAGCUUAAUAAACCUAGUCAUCAUAACAUAACAAUCGUGGCAGUUGUCGUUGUUGUUAGUUAAACACGUACGAAAUCUCAUGACAAUCUCUAGGUAUUUAGUAAUCUCAACUCAACAUAUACAUAAGUACAUAUAUCUCGUUACUAACUGUCUACAAGUAAGAAAUCUAGAUGUCCACAAGGACACCAGAUGUUGUUCUAAGUAUUUCUGUCGCCAUUUAAAUGGUGUGCGCGACUUAAGUUAAAAUUGUGUAAUUUCAGUAUUCGAAUGUUUAAUCUUUAUACUGUUGCUAUGUAACUUGAUGUAGUAUUUGUAGCGUUUUAGAGUCUGUCGAUUAUAAUGUUGUCUAAAUUGUAAAAGAAUGAAAAAUAUAACAUCUCGUAAAAACAAUUGGAAAUGUUUAGUCUGAAGUAUGUGAUAGUGUAAUUUGUCAAAAGUUGAAUACGAAAUGUGCAGGCAGCAAAAACAAUUUGUAACUAGUUAGCUAGUUUAGACCCUAAGAUAACUGUCAUAAAGUAUAUUUUAUAUAGUUUGUGUAGAUUCUUACGAUUGGUGACGUAUUCGUUGUUAUUAUUCUUAUUUAUUGAUUACAUAAAAUAUGUAUAGACCUGUAGAUGUCGCUAAAAGCAAAAUUUUUUGUUGUAUUUGUGAUAUUUUUACGUAAUAAAUACUGUUACGAAA